AUGAGGUCGCCUCGCCUCUCCGGGCUGGAACUGCCAGCCUCGCUGGCGAUUGCGACGCUGCGGUCGGACGACCUCGAGAACUUGGACGACAUCCCGGAGGAGGUCGCGGUCGCCUACGUCACCUACCAAAGUGCAAAGAAUCGCUACCGCGACCAGGUGAGAAAUCGCGGCUACCAAGGCCAUGGGAACGCCGAGGCGGGCACCUCGGGCAACACUGCCGGCAAGCAAGGGCGCGGAGAUGAGUCCAGCGCCCGGGACGAGAAGAUCCGCUUGAUGAAGUCGCGCUCUUUCUGCUCGAGCUGUGGUAAAAAGGGCCACUGGCAUAAAGAUAAGGAGUGCCCCAACAACAACAGUGGAGCGUCCGCCGACGGCCCGAAGGACGUGAAGAUGUGCAAUAUCAUGCCUGCCCAGGUUCUUGCUCUUCGUCAUGUUGGAGGCGGGGAUCAUCUUCUUGCCAUUGCCGACACAGCCUCUGCGAGGACGGUUGCAGGGACUCAGUGGGUACAGGACUACAUUGACAAGUUUGGAACCGGCAAGAUAAUGUAUUCCUCCUUCUAUGUUGUCAUCAGCUUCGUACUUGCGCAAAAGGUUGUUCGUCUUCGCACCUCAGUGAUCAACGGCGAUAUUCCAUUGUCGGUUUCCAGAACAGUCCUCAGCAAGCUAGGCAUGAUUUACGACAUCGAGCAGGGCACCGCCGACUUCACAAAGGUCGGCUUGAGCGGAUUUGAGUUGAUGUCGACGGCUUCUGGCCACCCGGCCAUUCCGAUCAUUCCAGUAGUCGUUGACGGCGGGAAAGAUUCCGUCCUGCCUGUGGAGGAGCCCAGGCUCGAGUCGCGUGAGCCAUACACAGCGUUUGCCGUGGGUUUCAACAGUAGGGUUGAACACAUGUACAACAUCUACCACGACAAGAAGUUAGUGGCCAUCAGCAAGAUGACGAAGACCCAGCUCCUCGAGGAGGCCCUGCGCUUGGGACUGACGGUGCACAAGUCGUGGUCCCCAGAGGAGAUCAAGGCCAUCAUCAUGGAACACCGGGUGGCGCAGAACGAGAAGGACGCCACCGUUGCGAUGAAGAAGGUGAGCCAGCUCACUCUCCCGGAGUUGAAGAAGAAGGCCCAGUCCCUCGACAUAGACUUCCCGGCGACGAUCACCAAGGGCAACCUUCUGCGCCUCGUGAGGGACUCGCUCAACACCCCGGACAACGAACUGAUGAAGAUAGGCCGCUACCGCGGUCGGGAAUUCCGGGAGUUCGCCCGCUGGUUCGAGAACAAGCAGCGCGAGAACAAGGGAGUUUGGGAGGAGAACCUGCCGACGAGGGCAGUGAACAUGGGGGAGAGGCCGACUCGCGAUCGGCCGAAGCGGCCCACCGUGGAGACGGACUCCGCCUACCUCGAGAAGGACAUGGACGACGAGCCGGAUGCGGACACGCUUGCCGAGAUCGAGACGGAAGGUGUCUGCUGUGGGGACCCCGCGGUCCUCGGAAGUGGCGUGGUAUGGGAGACUGACUUUGUGCGCGGCAACUACACGCAGGCCUCCGUCUACGCGGUCGACGACCACAAGGGCGGGGUCGAAGGGAUGAGCAAUGGAGAAGCGGUCGCCAAGGAAGCCUACCGCAGCGGGGACUUUACCUACGACAAGCUUAUGAUGGUUUUGACUGCCGCCGACUUCAAGCCGAGACGCAAUGACCGUGGUGUAAGCUUCGCCGAUGAGGACGGAGCAAAGGACCUCGGCUAUUACACCUUCGGCCUGUUCACUCACGGCGGCAUCCAAGGCAUCACCAAGCUCACCAUCGAGAAGUCGCACCUCUGCAGGUACGUGAAUGCGUUUGCCAGGCACCACCUUGGCACCGGCGCGACCUGGACCUCUUUUACCCUCAGCCGCGACGUGAAGACCGGGAUCCAUCACGACUUCAACAACUUGCCCGGUGCUCUGAACCACAGCUGCAGCUUCGGCCAAAAGAAGGGUGGUUUUCUUUGGCUUGAAGAUCGCGACCUUGAUGAAGACCAAUGCCACCAAGAAGGCGUCGUGUGGAAAAGGACAAAGGACAAGAGCUGGCUACCGGGCAUGUACCACGACACCUACCACAAGUUCGUGUCCUUCGUCGGGAAAGAGAUCGUCGACUACCUCAAGAAAGUUGGUUGCUCGGUUCCCAGGGCUCGGGCCAAGGUCGAGGGCACGUCUACAGAAAGAGGCCAGAAGCUGCCCAAGAAAUCCAUCAGGAAGUCCCUUGCCCAUUCCGCGGUGAAGCUGACCUUGCUCCUUUCGACGAUGAUUUCCGCCGCUUCCUCGUUCUUGACAGAAGCUCUACCCCAUGCGGUGCACGACCCCAUUGUCAUUUUUGAGCUGGGAGGCACCGAUGCCACCUAUGAGGCGGUCGAGCUCGACAAGUCUGUCAUGGAGCCAAUGGGGUGGGAAGAGUUCGACGACCCGGACAAGGUCAGCAACGCUUUCGACAUUGUGCAGGGCAUCACCCCCAACGAGUUGCGCAUCAACCUUGGCCGCAUGCCGGAACACCUUUUCGAUGUGGUUGUCGAGUUGUCCCGGGAUCAGAUCACUGGAGGAGGGGACGUUGUGGUCCGAGGCGACGACAUUGAAAAGUUCAAGGAGAGGUUCGCCGACUACCAGAAGUACGUUCAUUGUGAUGUUCACGGUGACCAAUGGGGAAUCUUCGGGAAGAGAAGAGGGCACUACGACCGCAACAACACGGUGUCGCCCCUGGACUUCAGAGCGCUUUGCGACGGCUACACCAGAACCUCGGACACCCGCGGACCGAGAAUGCUGGACUUCAAUGACUGCGUCGGAGUUGACAUUCUCUACCACCACGACGCUGACGACCAGAAGUGGAGUUUCCUCUCUAUGGUGGAUUGGGGGACUUCCUACCACAUCGUGGUCCCGCUCUACGGGCACUCCGCCGAGGACAUUGAGGAGGUCUUCAACAACCACUGGGUGACCCCGUUCGGGCCGCCGUCUACGGUGUCAGUCGACCUAGAGGGCGGGGUGCAGAAAGGGCUUCGAAGGUUGUGCGACUGGCAUUCCAUCACCGUGAAGAACGUUGGCACUCAAGCUCACUGGCAGGCCGGCAUCACCGAGCGCCAAGGCGCCUGGUGGAAGAACAUUUGGGAUCGGGUUUGCCAUGAGAUGACGAUUGUCGAGGCGGAGAUUGAGCUGGCUGCCACCUUGGUCUCAACGGACGCCAAGUUCCAGCGAGCCCAAGCGAUCAGGGCUUCCGCGAAGGUCGCCUUCCACCAUUCUGAGGCCGAUUCAAGGUUUCGAAAGGCUCUUCUUCAUCGUGCGAGAUCUACUACGAGGCCAUUCGACCACGGUGAGCCGGUGCACUACUGGUUCAAGCCGAAGGACCGUCGCAGAGGACGAUGGGCCGGACCGGCAGUUGUGGUCGGGCGUGAAGGAGAUAACUAUUGGAUCUCCAGAGGAGGACGUUGUCGGCUCACGGCGCCAGAGCACCUCCGGCCUUCUGGACCAGAAGAGGUUGGGGAGUUCUUUCGACUCAAAGGUGCACAACAAGAAGUUGAGAAGCUUGUACAAGCUGACUUCGACGCGGAAGAGACCUUUGACUUUGAGGAGCCCGAUGCCGACAUGGCCGCCGAUGACCACCUCUCCGACUAUUGGCCCAGUGACCACGAAGGGGUCGAUCACCCCGUCGAGUUGCCGGAAAUGAGCGACAUGGAGCUGGAUCAUGAAGACGGUGGAGAGCUACUACCUGCCCCCGUGCGAAGGCUGAAGCGGAAGACCAACCCUACUGAAGGGGAGAAUGCCGGGACCAUCGCAAGGAGGAGGCCACCCCCGCAGGACGGGGAAGCCGAAGUCUUCAUGAUGAAGCGCGACCUCACGCAGCACGGCGUGGAAAAGCGACAGGAGAAGGAGCUCCGGUGGGCCGAGAUACCGGACGACGUCAAAGAGAAGUUCAAAGAAGCUGAAGCCCAGCAAUGGGAGGAGCACCUGUCCUAUGAUGCCUUGGAGCCCCUCGACAUUGACGAGAGCAACCGAGUUCGACGAGAAGUUUCGCCAGACAGAAUCUUGCGCUCAAGAUGGGCGUACAAGGACAAGAAUUGGGCCAAGCGGAAGCAGGGUGAGGACCUCCCGUGGAAGUGCAAGUCUCGGCUUGUAAUAGCCGGACACCAAGAUCCGGACUUGGGGGUGGCUGGGAUCACCACCGACGCUCCCACUCUUUCAAGGCCGGGACUAUUAUGCCUGCUCCAAGUGUUGGCCAAUGGCGUGCAGAACACCGACCCUUGGGAGGCCGCUGCAGGAGACAUUCGAUGUGCUUUCCUCAACGGCGGAUAUCUACAACGAGACCAAGAGUUGUAUCUGCUGCACCAGCCGUCCACAGGUUUUGCUGGACUACAUCCCGAUCAACUGGUGCGGGUCAAAAAGAAUGUUUUCGGGCUGGCUACCUCACCGCACGGGUGGUGGCUGGACCUCCAAGGCGGGAUCAAGGGGGAGUUUCGCGACGAGAAGUUUGUUGGGAAGCCCAUCGGUUACGUCGGCACUCACGUGGACGACUUGUUGGUGGUCGCCCCGCGCAGCGUCAAGAAGGCGAUAUGCGAGGCCCUAUCUCGAACUUUCCCGGUGGAUUCCUGGGAAGAGCGGGCUUUCUCCUAUGUGGGGACCGAGAUCAGCUAUGACGAGAACGGCGCCUACCUGAACCAGCAGUCCUACGUGGAGAGCCGGCUCUUCACGGUGAACAUCCCAAAAGGAGCAUCUGAAGAUGCCCCAGCCGACGCUGAGGCGCUGGCGGACAAUAGAAGUUUGAUUGGGGCAUUGUCGUGGGUGUCGGCGCAAAGCCGGCCAGACAUCACAUGCGCCGUCUCCAUGUCGCAGCAACUCCAGAAGGCCCCGACGUACGGAGACGUGAAAUUCACCAACAGCACUGCCGCCAAAGCAGGGGACCACAAGCAGCGUGGACUGGUCUUCCGACCAGUGAGCGAAGACAAGGCCGUGUUCCUCACCUACCACGACGCAGCAUGGGCGAACGCCUACGAAGGAGAGUUUGACGAGGACGACUUCAAGCUCUACCCCGAGGACCUCGAGGCUGGCUUGCAGCGCGACGGACCUCCGUCGCAUCAGAAGGGCCGAAAGGCGAAGCGGAACAACUCCAAGGUUGCCUCCCAGCUUGGGGAGCUCAUCCUUCUUGGAGCCGAUGACUGCUUCACGAAAGGGGGCGGCUACGUGUCGGUCCUCGACUGGAAGUCCCGAGCAGGACAGAGAGUUUGCCGCAGCACGUUCAGCGCCGAGACCCAAGCCUGCAUUGAGGGGCUUGAAGGGGCACAGUACAUCCGUGCCUGCUAUGAGACGAUCCUCAGCGGGGAGAUGACCAAGGUCGAGGACGCCAAAACGCCGCUCGUUUGUUUGAGUGAUUGCAGGUCGCUGUUUGACCACCUGCACCGACAAGGAGUCCCGAGGACUCCUUCGGACCGCAGACUAGCGGUCGAUUUGGCCGCCUUGCGACAAGCUCUCAAGGCGGAGAAGUGGAGCGAAAAGCUUCCACUGGCUUGGAUCCCUAGCGAAAUCCAACUUGGUGACGUGUUAACUAAGCCGCAAGAUCCCACUCCUUGGUGGGACAUGAUUACCAAGAAGGUGUUUUUGCCAAUCUCAGUGGUCGGGACACGUGCUGAAACCAGCACAAGAACUGACAAAGAGAGGAAGACCAGUGUGAAGCCCUGUGGAAAUCCUGCUGUUUAUGACUACCGAAUCCUUCAGUUUUGA
This is a messenger RNA of Symbiodinium sp. CCMP2592, 5721 nucleotides long. Lineage: Eukaryota; Dinophyceae; Suessiales; Symbiodiniaceae. The record is from the annotation of a GenBank genome assembly.